AUGCAAACGCUACGCGACGUGCUGGCCCACGUCUGGGACAACGCCCUCCGACCAACCAAACCAGGGGAAGGUGAUGGCAUGCGUGUCGGCGGAUCGUGCGAGCUCCCACUACACCACGGAAGCAUUCACGCACUUCGCCGACUGGCGGUUUAUCCACCGGGCGCGCCUCAACCUGCACCACUGAACGGCACCGUCAUGUGGGGCCCACCUGACCGAGACCAGCGCUGCAGGGUCUGCGGCUACGCAAGGGAGACGCUACCACACGUGCUAUGCCACUGCAUGAUGCAUAGCGCCAUUUCCCUGUCGCGGCACAACGCGGUGGUCUCGCCCCUUCGCACGGCUGCUGCCCACGACUACACUGUAGCGUUCGAGAAACGGCCAGUUGGCGACACUGGAUUGCGUCCCGAUCUUGUCCUGGUUCGCGGGGAGGAGGCCCUGGUGAUUGACGUGGCUUGCCCGUUCGAGAACACACCGGAGGCCUUUACCAACACCCCAAACGACAAGCUCGCACGCUACCAACCCGUCACCGACUACCUGCGUCGCCGCUAUCAGAAAGUUACUGUGGCCGCCGCCAUCGUCGGGGCUCUCGGCGCUUGGGACCCGGCCAACAACCGCGUCCUCCUGUGCCUGUGCUCCCGCAGCUACCUGCGUCUCAUGAAGAAACUCUGCGUGAGCGAGGUGGUGGCAGCGUCCCGCGCCAUCUACCACGCGCACGUGGGACAUGGACGCAGCUAG
Rhipicephalus microplus (southern cattle tick) is the source of this 735-nucleotide messenger RNA. RefSeq lists its product as uncharacterized. NCBI's taxonomy places the organism in Eukaryota, Metazoa, Arthropoda, Arachnida, Ixodida, Ixodidae. The record is from RefSeq and is a predicted model, not a curated record.